AGUAUUGCACACGGCGCCAGUCGUCGUGCGAAGAACAUGGCUUUCAAAAUAUAAUAUUUUUUUAAAAUUAAACUAAACUUGCAAAAUCGGCAUUGGUAAAUCAAUUCUAGAGCAUCGGAGAACUAGAGCGAGAACUUGAAAUUAAAGAAGACUACAACUAUGGGACGAUAUAAUGGAAAAGCGUGUAAAUUUCUUUGUAUGUUGUGCCUUACAUCAACGUUCUUCUUCGUCGAAAUAAUUGUUGGCUAUUUGACUCACUCUCUCGCUUUGGUCGGCGAUGCAUAUCAUAUGCUCUCUGAUAUUGUGGCAUUGUUAGUUGGAUUUGCAGCUGUGAAGAUAUCGAAGAAGAAAACUAAGAAGAAUACUUACGGUUGGGUUCGUGCCGAAGUACUUGGUGCCCUCGUCAACUCGGUUUUUUUGCUGGCUUUGUGCUUUACAAUAUUAGUGGAAGCCUGUCAACGUUUAUUUAAAUCUGAAGAGAUUGAGAAUCCUACGCUCUUGCUUAUCGUUGGUAGUAUAGGUUUAGCAGUUAAUCUCAUAGGCCUUUUUUUAUUUCAUGGUCAUGCCCAUUCUCAUGGAGGACAUGCGGAAAAUGUUGCUUUAUUGACUGAAAUAAAUGAAACCGAUAAAAAAUUAGACGACGAGAUUGACGAAAAGACGGAAGAACAUAACACAACAGCUAUAUCUAGUAUUCAAAAUGGAGAUGCAAAUAUAGAGGUCAAAAUUGAAAAUGGAAAAAACUGUACCAAGAAAAAGGUACAAUCCAGUUCCCAAUUAAACAUGAAGGGGGUCUUUCUACAUAUUCUUGGGGAUGCCUUAGGAUCAGUAAUCGUUGUUAUUUCCGCCUUAAUAGUGAAGUUCGUCAAGAGCGAGUGGAGGCACAAAGUCGAUCCGGCCAUGAGUAUUCUCCUUGUUGUAAUUCUCUUUGUUACAACUCUGCCUUUAUUGAAGGAAAGUAGUCAUAUUCUCUUACAAACAGUUCCAACAAACAUAUGCAUUGACGAUUUAGAAAAGAGGUUGAAGGAAGAAGUUGAAGGAAUUGAAAGCAUUCAUGAAUUUCAUGUUUGGCAGCUAACAGGAAGUCGUAUUAUUGCCACGGCUCACAUACGAUGCCAGAACAUGAAUGAUUAUGCAAUUAUUUCUGAAAAAGUUAAAAAAUUCUUCCACAACGAAGGAAUUCAUUCCACAACUGUGCAGCCUGAGUUUAAUAUGGUAUGCGAAUUUCUAACUCACAAAUAAUUAAUUAUAAUGAUCUUUUUUUUAUCUUAAAGCCAAUUAAAGCUAGUUCUUCAACUAGUGCAGACUUUGAAACCUCUCGCCAAUGUAAUCUUGAGUGUGGUCCCGACCAAUAUUGUCACCCAAAUACGUGCUGUGGUAUUACAAAAAAAAUAAAUAAAUAGGCUUUUUCUGGGAGCUAGACAAUUAUUGUAAAUUUUCUUUCCUUAUAUUACAAUUUUUGUUUUCUGAAAGUUCUCUUCAUAUCCAUUCUAUUUCACUUUUUGUUCUUUUUUUCUAUGAUAGUCAAGAUCUGAUUACUGUUUUGUAGUCAUCUUAUGCAAAUGUGCUUUAUACCUUUCCUUCUAUCCGUCUUGAGUAGCCUGAAGAGUGAACUUUAUUCUUAAUUUUUUUGUCCAUACGUGCUAUUGUCAAUUUUAUUUUAUUGUUUCUAAUGAAUAAUGCUAGUUCGAAUACAAAAAUUAUAGUAUUGAAUUUUCAAACAUUUCUUCAGAAAUAUUUAUGUUUGAGAUCAAAUUUGU
Molecule: messenger RNA, 1757 nt
Organism: Dimorphilus gyrociliatus
Lineage: Eukaryota; Metazoa; Annelida; Polychaeta; Dinophilidae
Source: the annotation of a GenBank genome assembly